AGGAAUAAAACAGCGUGCGAAUGACGCGCCAUUGCCCAUACCGUAGCGUAUAUAAAGCACCAUCACCCCGCGAAUCCUAUCCGUCUCAAUUUUCCUUACGCAAUGGGGAGAAGACCAGCGAGGUGUUACAGGCAAAUCAAGAACAAGCCAUAUCCAAAAUCGCGAUUCUGCAGGGGUGUGCCUGACCCUAAGAUCCGAAUCUAUGACGUCGGAAUGAAGAAGAAGGGUGCGGAUGAGUUUCCGUUCUGCGUGCACCUUGUUUCAUGGGAGAAGGAGAAUGUUUCCAGUGAGGCACUUGAGGCUGCUCGCAUUGCUUGCAACAAGUACAUGUCCAAAUUCGCAGGCAAAGACGCUUUCCAUUUGCGUGUUAGGGUUCAUCCUUUCCAUGUUCUCCGUAUCAACAAGAUGCUCUCCUGCGCCGGCGCCGACAGGCUCCAGACUGGCAUGAGGGGCGCCUUUGGCAAGCCGCAGGGCACUUGCGCUAGGGUCAACAUUGGCCAGGUGCUUCUCUCGGUUCGCACCAAGGAUAACCAUGGUCAUCAUGCUCAGGAGGCUCUGCGACGCGCCAAGUUCAAGUUCCCCGGCCGCCAGUCCAACUGGAAGAACAUGGGGUUUCUAUUUUUCAGUGUGUAUGCUCAUUUUUUACCCUUUGUAUUUAUUGGAAAUGCUUGCUUGCUUAGUAAUUCUUUUCCAAUUUUCAGGGGAUUUACAAAGUUCAACCGAACAGAGUAUUUGAAGUUAAAGUCUGAGAACAGAAUUGUGCCUGAUGGUGUCAAUGCCAAGGUUCGUUUCCACCCUGAUAAAUUAUAAACUACAAAAAUAUUA
Messenger RNA from Arachis duranensis, 825 nucleotides. RefSeq names its product 60S ribosomal protein L10. The transcript is spliced from 4 exons. NCBI's taxonomy places the organism in Eukaryota, Viridiplantae, Streptophyta, Magnoliopsida, Fabales, Fabaceae. The record is from RefSeq and is a predicted model, not a curated record. Gene Ontology annotation, molecular function: structural constituent of ribosome. Bases 103 to 810 code for a protein of 235 amino acids. Gene Ontology annotation, biological process: ribosomal large subunit assembly; translation. Gene Ontology annotation, cellular component: cytosolic large ribosomal subunit; ribosome.